This is a messenger RNA of Brenthis ino (lesser marbled fritillary), 2307 nucleotides long. The record is from the annotation of a GenBank genome assembly. NCBI's taxonomy places the organism in Eukaryota, Metazoa, Arthropoda, Insecta, Lepidoptera, Nymphalidae.
AUGUACAAAGGUUUUUCCCGAAUAUGGACAGUUUAUUGCUUAGAUAGGUUACAACCAUGCAUUUCACCUUUUGCCGCUAGUGUUUUAAAUUCUCAACAUGGAAAAGUUGGAAAUCUAGGUUAUGUUUUCAAGAGAACUAAGAAACAUGAUAAAGGAAAUCCUUCAGCUCUUUUUGUUCCAAUACCGGUGAAACCAAAUCCUGACGAUAUAAAUAUAGGCGAGGAAUUAACUGGCCGUCUAAAAAAGCAAGAUUUGUUAAAAAUACUAAAUAAGUUCUACCAGAAACCAGAGGUUAGAGUUUUGGCAUCUGAAAACGGACUCGAUGAUCAGCUGUUGCAUCAGGCUUUUUUAUCAUUUCGAAGGCAUUGCUUGGAACACGACUUGCCUCCGGAUUUACAUAUAAUAAUUAGCGACAUUCUACUAGAUGCUGGACAUGUAGAUGAUUUAUUUCCAUAUUUCCUUAGGCAUGCUAGACUUGCCUUUCCACACCUUGAUUGUUUAGAUGAUUUGAAGAAAAUUUCUGAUUUAAGAACUCCUGCUAGUUGGUAUCCUCAAGCUCGUAAUUUAAGUAGAAAAAUUAUAUUUCAUGCUGGACCAACAAAUUCAGGCAAGACUUAUCAUGCUAUGGAAAAGUUCCUCACAUCUAAAUCUGGUGUUUAUUGUGGGCCAUUAAAAUUAUUAGCUACUGAAAUAUAUCAUAAGUCAAAUAGUAAGGGUACUCCAUGUGAUUUAAUAACAGGUGAAGAAAGAAGACAUGCAUCUCAGCACAAUACAUUGGUUGAUAAUGGAGAAAGCGAGGAGUCUUCAGAAGGUGAAUCGUUCCUACUUGACGAGCCUGAAUUAACUCCAUCAAAACAUGUUGCUUGUACAGUUGAAAUGACGUCUUUGAAUGAUAGGUAUGAAGUAGCAAUUAUUGAUGAAAUCCAGAUGAUUGGUGACAGAGGAAGAGGCUGGGCAUGGACCAGAGCUGUAUUAGGUUUGCAGGCAGAUGAAAUACAUUUAUGCGGGGAAGCCGGUGCUAUAGAACUUGUAGAAGAAAUUUGCAACACUACUGGAGAGGAAAUGGAGGUGCGUUCAUACAAAAGAUUAACAGAACUAAAAGUGGAAGAUUCAGCCUUGGGUUCGUUAGACACUGUGCGAGCAGGCGACUGUAUAGUGUGUUUCAAUAAAAAUGACAUUUACAGUGUGAGUCGAGCGAUCGAACAGAGGGGUCACGAAGUAGCUGUAAUAUAUGGAAGUCUCCCGCCGGGAACGAAGUUGGCACAAGCAAAUAAGUUUAAUGAUCCAGAAACUUCUUGCAAAAUAAUGGUCGCUACUGAUGCGAUUGGAUUAGGUAUUAAUUUGAGUAUAAGAAGAAUUAUAUUCUAUUCACUUAUAAAGCCAAUAGUGAAUGAAGACGGGGAUAAGGAAAUGGAUGUGAUCAGUAUAUCACAGGCUUUACAAAUAGCAGGCCGUGCCGGCAGAUACGGCAGCGCGUGGGAGACCGGUCACGUGACCACGUACAAGGCGGAGGACCUCGCCACGCUCAAGACCCUGCUGGCGCAGCCCCCCGAGCCCGUGGCGCAGGCCGGCCUGCACCCCACCGCCGAGCAGAUGGAGCUGUAUGCUUACCAUCUGCCCCAUGCUAGCCUUAGUAGUCUUAUGGACAUCUUCGUUCACCUCUGCACAGUGGACGAUUCUCUAUACUUCAUGUGCAACACUGAGGGGUUCAAGUUCCUGGCGGAGAUGAUCCAGCACGUGCCGCUGCCGCUGCGCGCGCGCUACGUGUUCUGCUGCGCGCCCAUCAACAACAAGCUGCCCUUUGUGUGCGCCACCUUCCUUAAGAUGGUCCGUCAGUACAGUCGCAACGAGCCAAUAACGCGGAACUGGAUGAGCAAUGCGGUAGACUGGCCGAUGCCUUCGCCAAAAACCAUCAUGGACUUAGUACACUUGGAAGCCGUCUUUGAUGUUCUUGAGCUGUACUUGUGGCUUAGUUAUAGAUUCCCAGACAUGUUCCCCGAUGUUAAGUUGGUGCGUGAAAUGGAGUCCGAGUUGGACGCUAUUAUUCAACAAGGAAUAUUCCAGAUCACAAGGUUAUUAAGAAAUUCAGAGCAAGUGCUACGUAGUGAGCCCGAUGCGAGUGAAGCUGUGAGGGGCAAGAAGAUGGGAAAACACUCCCCGGCAGCGAGGGGAGAGGAGAAAGGGAAAUUGUCAGAAAUGCUAGUCGCUCGGGGUUUAAUAACUCCACAGAUGUUAAAAAAACUCCAACAGGAACUUACGACAGAUAAAACAGACAGACGGAGUAAAACCGGACGGAAUAGAAGAAAA